AACGUGAGUUAAAGGAAGCAAGGAUUUCAAACCUUUUUUCUUUUCUGGAUAGUUCAGAAUCGUAUUCUUCUCUCUCAAGCAUUCUCCUUACUAAUUACUUGACUACAGCACAUAGUUUAAAAUGAAGAAUUUGUAUUCAAUUCAUCCUUGCACUAUUUCAUGCAUCAAAAAUAGGAACCAAAUUAAGUCCCAAGCUGCAUGAGAAAUACUGUAUUGGAAACUUGGUUGCACCACAGUUACUUCUAAUCCAGUAAAAAACAGGGUUCUGUCUCACGGAAUACAAGGAGCUGUAUUGUAUUCUGUGUCUGAGAGGCUAAGGUUUUCCACAGGUAGGGUAAUAAAGCUGUCAUGAAGCACAACUGACGUCCAGUAAAUGCUGUGAACUGGAACUGUGUAAAUGCCACUGAGAUUUUUAAGUGAGGCCACAUAUUUAACAUACAGUUAUCACCAGAGUGAAAGUUGUUUAGCUAAUGCGGGUGGCAUUUGCACUGCAAACUGAUGGAGUCUAAGUUCUAACAAAGCACAGGCAGAAGUGAACCCCAGUCUUGAAUCUCCACCAAGAAUGUCUUGUUACUAUACUUCAGAGCUUGGGAUAAUAGUACGAGUUUUCUGCUACACAGUGAGAAACAUUCUGCAGUGCACAAAUACCAGGUCUUUCAGAGAUAAGAAUUAGAAAGCCAGUCUACAGAGAUAGGGCGUGAGUGCUGAGUCUACACACUGGCUAGUGUUGAGCAGCUGGGCUGUCUGCUACUACCCGAGCACGUAUUUAGUAUGUGAGUCCCAGCCUUUUGUAGCCAAUGGUGCUAGUGCAGGAAGGCUGAGAGAGGACGUAAGUAACGCAGAAAGGACCUGUCUUAUUUUCUGUAGAUAUUAAUUGUUCUUCUGCUUGUUUUGUUACCUUUGUGUAGUCUGCUGCAGAGGGGCAGAAAGGUGACCGAGUUCUGAGUGUUCCAGCAGACUCCAGGAAAGUCUGACAAUUGUGCAGGGACAAUCUUUGGCAGCUGAAAAGCGAUACGUGGUAAUUGUUCAAAGUUUCUGCAUUUAUCAGCAGAGGCUGACAGGUCAGGGAGGGCAGAAUCAUUGUAGGGAGUUCCUAAGAAACUGGAAACACUUGCCAAGGAGCAGAUGAGAGAGGAAGGGUCUAUAGGAAGGCAGGCUAUAACCCAGUCCACAGACAAGAGAAAGGUAUCAUAAGUAGCUGGGGCCUACCCCGUGUUGAGAGAAGUACUAUAGUUGGUCCAGGCAAUAUAUUCUUUCUCAUCUCUGUAUUUCCAGAGGUAGAUGAAGUAUGAGUAAAUAGCUAUUUAUUUUGAAUAAGCUGCUCGUUAGCACUGCAUGUAUCUUCUCAUGCUGACUCCUUGAGUUAAGACAAACGGGGGUUCUGAAACCAGGAGCAGAGUCUAAAGGAUGCUAAACGGGUGUAUUUCAUCCAGAAGGAAUGGGACCACAUAGCCUUCAAGACUGAUACACUGAGAACAUGGUCAAAGGCAUACUGUUUCCUGGAAACAAGCGAGGCAGGACGGGAGUAUCUGAGUCACCGGCUACCCCUAAUAGCUAAAUAAAACAGACCACGGGCUUGCUUUGUCCGAAGACAAGUGGCAUUGUAUAGUCACAUCCAUAUGGAUAAACACUCUUGCCUCCCAAACCAGGAUGAUCUUUUCCAUACUGUCUACUGGAAACAGCCCCUGGGCUGUGAUAUCCCUAGAACAUGUCCAGUCAUUACCUGGGAGGGUUGGCACAGGCCAGGCAGUGUGCUAGAGAACAAACAGCAUGGAUGACUGAGCCAGCCAAACCUGUCCUGUGGUCCUGUUUUAUUUAUCAAAUAGGCUUAACCAUGGAAUCAAGUUCUGCUAUUGUUAUCCUGUUCCUGAAGGUAGUAAGUUUCAUUUAAAUCCAUUAGGCUGGUUGUUACCACCCCUCAUAUUAGAAGACUACUCCAAAUCUUACUCCUCUGAGACCUGGAAGCAUCAUUACAAGGCUGAAUGAGACUCUGAGCUGUGGAAGUUGCCAGCAAACAAAAUCCUUUAGUGCUUCUGCUGAAGACUCAAUACACAUACACUAGAAGAGGACUACAGAGAGUGUUUGCUGUCAGAGAGGAUGCCUGACUCAGAUAUGAUAAACAGGAAAGCAUAAUGCAAAUCGCUGAUAGGCAUCACUACUUGGUCCAGUGAGAACCACCAUCAAAACCAUCCCUCGUGAAUGGAUACAUUUAUGAUGGAAUAUCUGUUCCGAAAAACUGGGCAGGAAGAUCAGAUACCCAAGUGAUGCACUGUAGAUUUGUUGCUGCACAGAGACAUAAAAUGACCUGGGAUUGCCUGUAUGUGAGAGCAGAGAUAAGAAAGAGGAUGACUGUAAUGUUUUCAUUGCACAGGGGAAGAGAAGUACCUGCACAGAGGAGCAAAAGCAAAAAAAGUCCAAAGCAAGUAUCUGAAAUGCAUUAAGAGCAGUUAUGAGUGAUUAACCAGCUCUUACUUAAUCCAAAUAUAUUUGUCACACACAAGUUGUUUUUUCAUAGCCAUGCAUUUGUAGAAAUCAUCAGUAAGGGUUUUCCAAAAUCAAAUACUCUUACAUUAACCAUUACCUAUACCAGAUGAAAAAAAUAAAAAUUCUGGGUUUGGAUUUCUAAACACACAAAGCUGGAAAUGUUCAGAACAGGGUUUUAACUUGGCCUUUGUGAAUAUAAUGGUUUCAAAGACCCCUUGAAGGUCUGGAGAUGUUUGACCCUGUUUGGAUUUGAAAGCAUGGGCACCAACUAGAAAAAAACCCAGAGGUUUGCCACUGCAGUGAAGGAGACAAGCUCUGUGAAGAUGAGCUCCUCUCCUACUGUAUGUGUAUGACAGAAAUGAGGUGGCCUUUUCUUUCAGAAGUGCUGCAGAAAUGAUCUUUUGCCUUAAUUUCCUCUCUGAUCCAGAUCUCUUUCAAUGGGUAAUUAAUCUUUAUAGUCAGCUAUUAUUCUGCCAGAUGAUCUCUCAUCUGCUGAACUGUCAAAAGCUUGUUGACUUCACAUUGUUUUCAAACUGGUUGCUACAGUUAGAAAUCAAAUUUGAUUUAUAGAAAUCAGGUUUCAAAACAGCUGACACCGUCUGAGAAAGCUGCAAAAAUUCUGUGAAGAGAAUUUAUUGUUUUGACUUCAGUACCGGAUUACAGAUUACCUUCUCAUACACCGUGAACAAAUCACUCCAAGCAAAGGCUUAUUAUGAUGAUGAUUUAUGGCUUUAAUUUCUAAGAGACCGUAUGCAUUGACAUCUGGCUGAUGUUUCCUGGCACUGGAUUCACUCAACAUUGCAAAUAUUCUUCAAAGCUGCCUUAAACAAUUUAUGAGCUUUAAUGCCAUUUUUUAAAGUAAUUAAUGUAUUUGUAAGUCUAGGGAGGCAGACUUACAGCAAGUUCCUGUCACUCAGCUGAACUGUAGUAGUGACCACAUAAAUAUACAUUCUUUCUGCUUCUACCCUCAGUUUCGUUGAAAUUCAGUGUGACAGUUUUCCAGCUGGUAUACAUUUAUGCAGGGCAAGUGGGCUCAAGCAUGCUCUUGUGCUGCUCACUCUCCCUCUCUGGGUUUUACUGACUUUUUAUCUAAAAGCUGAUUAUGAUUGAAAUAAUGAGCAGCAAUUUAUUAGUACAUUUUGAAAAAUCUAUAUUCUUCUUCUCUUAAAGUACAGAACUUGUUGGAUACUGUCUGUAACUGCCAAGAGUUUUGAACGGCCAGUCUGGCAGCUGUACUUCAGUCCCUGACUUGUGUUACAGUGACACCCUUACCAAGUGUCCCUUUGCCUCGGUACAAGACUUAGAAUCUUUGAUUCCUAACAGCCACUCCCUCUGAGGCCUUGGACAGGUAGAACUGUGGCUUGUGUGCAUUGAUUUGUUCAAGUUUCAACAUUUCCAAAGAUGAAACAGAAACAGAUGCUCACAGCAGAUCUGUGACUCUGUCUCACGGCACAGCUUUUCUCUCAUCAUUGGCCACAUGCUCCCUGCUUAGGUUAUGAUGCUUACUUAGAUCAUGAGAUUUAAAUUCUAAACCCUUUAGAAAGUGUUGUGAGCCUAAGAGCAUGAGAGCAGCUAAAACCAAAUCUGGCUCACCUGUGCCAGUUUCCUCCCACCAUCUCCAGCAUUUGGAGGCAGUGGUGGGUGCCAGGGGAAGCGUAUCAGCGCAGAGCAAGUGUUCUGUGAUACUCCUCAGCGUUCUGUCCCUGGCUCCCAGGAUUCCCACCUGGGUGCUGCUGGAACAGGUUCAGUGACAAACGCCCUGUGGAGCCUGUGUAAGGAGGAACCAUCCGGGCUGUGUGGGUUUUUUGGUGAUUUGCCUGGGACAUAGACUUCACAAAGAUCUGGGUGUGUUUAUGUCUGGUUUCUCUGCGACCACCUGUUUAUCUUCCCAAGUGGUUGUGACCUUUAUGUGUUCACAUAGCCCUUCUGUCUUCUCCUCAUCAGACUGCUCCAUUCUUCCGUGUUGAUGUCUCCUAGAAGAGCCAUUAGAUUGCUUUGGGGACCGAGUGAUCUCCAGGGUUGCCAUGCACUCUUGUGUCACCUUGUCUCAAGUGGCCACCAGCUAUAUUCCCACUCCAGCACAGCACAGCUAGGAUCUUCGAGUGGUGGUACUUCCGCAAGUACGGGACGUCCUUCAUCGAGCAGGUCUCGGUGAGCCACUUGCGCCCUCUGCUGGGCGGGGUGGACAACAGCGCGCCCAGCACCGCCAGCGCCGCCAACGGGGACGCGGACUCCAGCCGCCAGAGCGUCUCAGAAUGCAAAGUCUGGCGAAAUCCUUUAAAUCUGUUCAGAGGAGCUGAAUAUAAUCGGUAUACAUGGGUAACAGGGAGAGAACCUUUGACUUACUACGAUAUGAAUCUUUCAGCACAGGACCAUCAGACAUUCUUUACAUGUGACACAGAUCAUUUACGGCCUGCAGAUGCUAUAAUGCAAAAAGCCUGGAGAGAGAGAAACCCCCAAGCCCGAAUUUCUGCAGCACAUGAAGCUUUGGAGUUGAAUGAGUGUGCUACUGCCUAUAUUCUCCUGGCUGAAGAGGAAGCAACAACAAUAGUAGAAGCAGAGAAGCUGUUCAAGCAAGCACUGAAGGCUGGAGAGGGCUGUUACAGGCGCAGUCAGCAGCUGCAGCACCAUGGUGCCCAGUAUGAAGCCCAACACAGAAGGGACACGAAUGUGUUAGUUUAUAUUAAGAGGAGACUGGCAAUGUGUGCAAGAAAGCUGGGAAGGACCAGGGAAGCAGUGAAAAUGAUGAGAGAUUUGAUGAAGGAGUUUCCUCUGCUCAGCAUGUUCAACAUCCAUGAAAACCUUCUAGAGGCUUUGUUGGAACUGCAAGCAUAUGCAGAUGUCCAGGCAGUCUUAGCAAAGUAUGAUGAUAUAAGCUUACCAAAAUCAGCAACAAUAUGUUACACAGCUGCAUUGCUCAAAGCCAGAGCUGUCUCUGACAAAUUUUCUCCAGAGGCUGCCUCAAGGCGAGGGCUGAGUACUGCAGAGAUGAAUGCAGUAGAAGCUAUUCACAGAGCAGUGGAAUUUAAUCCACAUGUGCCAAAAUAUCUACUAGAAAUGAAAAGCUUAAUUCUGCCCCCUGAACAUAUUCUGAAGAGAGGGGACAGUGAAGCAAUAGCAUAUGCUUUCUUUCAUCUUCAACACUGGAAAAGAGUAGAGGGGGCAUUGAAUCUCUUACACUGCACAUGGGAAGGCACUUUCAGAAUGAUCCCCUAUCCACUGGAAAAAGGACAUCUUUUCUAUCCUUACCCUAUUUGUACAGAAACUGCAGAUAGAGAACUACUACCGUCCUUUCACGAAGUUUCAGUUUACCCCAAGAAAGAGCUUCCCUUCUUCAUCCUCUUCACUGCUGGACUAUGUUCUUUCACAGCCAUGCUAGCCCUCCUGACACAUCAGUUCCCAGAGCUUAUGGGGGUCUUCGCAAAAGCUUUUCUCAGCACCCUCUUUGCCCCUUUAAAUUUUGUGAUGGAGAAAGUAGAGAGUAUCCUGCCCUCCAGCCUGUGGCACCAGCUGACAAGGAUCUGAGGGAGCACACCCACUGACUGACUGCCAUGACAUCUUCUGUGCCAACUUUUUGUUGACCACAAGAAAGCAUGAUAAAAAAGGGAAGCAGUUCUAAGACUUAAAAACUCUUCAUGGAUUGUCUGUUCUCAUAUAAAAACUGUUUUGUUGUACAAAAUACAUCGAUGUUAGGUUCUAUUAUAUUUUGCCUUCAGAAAAGAAAAACCUGAAAAUAAACUUUUGUGUAUUGCA
Molecule: messenger RNA, 6237 nt
Organism: Grus americana (Whooping crane)
Lineage: Eukaryota; Metazoa; Chordata; Aves; Gruiformes; Gruidae
Gene: ST7
Product: suppression of tumorigenicity 7
Exons: 14
Coding region: 4837-6009 (390 amino acids)
Source: RefSeq, a predicted model, not a curated record